Molecule: messenger RNA, 7835 nt
Organism: Seriola aureovittata
Lineage: Eukaryota; Metazoa; Chordata; Actinopteri; Carangiformes; Carangidae
Exons: 51
Coding region: 16-5484 (1822 amino acids)
Biological process (GO): lipid transport; lipoprotein metabolic process
Cellular component (GO): membrane; extracellular region
Molecular function (GO): lipid binding
Source: RefSeq, a predicted model, not a curated record
GAACCAGAGGCCGGGAUGCGCUUUCCUUCACUCCCACUGACACAGGUAGAGCUUGAAACUGGCCACGCCCCACUCCCAGGUGACUCCACCGCCACCGCAGAGCCAGACAGAGCACAAAGGUAUCAGAUCUUGCAUCCUCUCCAACUGCAAAGACCAGGCAGAAUGGAGGCGUGUAUGAUGAAGCCAGAAGUCAAGAAGAAACCGAAGCCGCCUAAACCUCCUCCAAAGCCUGCUGAGAUGAAAAGAAAUGACCCAGGGAGGCUGGAGGAACCAGCUCCUGUGGUGCCUCCACGACCUAAAGACGCUGAACUGAGUCAGACACAGUACAGAAUGAAAAGAGCUGCAACAACAAACAAUGAGGCCAAUGGAAACUUAAUUCAAAGAGACACCAAAGAGAAAUCGUCUGACAUCCCUGUGGUUCCACCCAGACCAACAGAAAAGGAACUGAACGGCUCAAACAGGUACAGCCAGCGCAGGAGGCUACAGACUGGGGACGCAGAACGAUCCAGAGAAACUGACCAACCAGAAGCUGCUGAAGUUGAAGUAGACUUCAAACAGGUACCACAGAGUAAUCAGUCGGUCCUGACUGGAUUGUUUCGGCUGAGCCAGAAAGAGAAAACGCCUAAGUUCACUAGUUACGUGUUUGACGACCGUGAUGAAGAGGAAAAAACUGGUGACGUCCCGGCCAAACAGGCGCCUGGCAGCAAACCGGGCGUUCUGAAAGGAGUAAUGAAAGGUUUGCAAUUGAAGUCGUCAUCAAAGCCCAGCAGAGAUCCGAGUCCGGUUCCCAGCGCAGAGGAAGGAGCCUUAGAAAAGGAACAAGCCACAGAAAAAAACAAGCAAGAAAAAAAUGCGGAACCCAAACAGGACAAAGGAGGACUGCUCGCUGGGAUGUUCCGAAAAACACCCAAAGAGAGAUCAAUAUCUCCUGCACUGACAGUCAGUAGAGCGGACAGUGAUGCUGAAGAUGGAGAAGAGGAGGAGAAAACAUCUCAGCCGUCCCAUGAGAAGGGAAGCUUCUUCUCCGGCAUCCUUAAAAAAUCCAACAAACCAGCAGAUGAGACACCUGCACAGGAUAAUCUGAGUUCUCACAGAGAGCUGUCGGCCAGCAGUGACAGUCUGUCUGAAAACAACAACAAGGAGAAGGGAGGCUUCUUCUCCGGCAUCCUUAAAAAAUCCAACAAACCAGCAGAUUGGACACCUGCACAGGAGAAUCUGAGUGCUCACAGUGAGCUGUCGGCCAGCAGUGACAGUCUGUCUGAAAACAACAACAAGGAAAAAGGAAGAAUAUUCAGCGGGAUGUUCAAGAAGUCUCCGAAACCCACGGAUGCUGCUCAGACUGACGAGGACCAGCGCUCUCUACACGAUGAUCCCUCAGGCAGCGCCGAUAAUCUGUCUGAAAACUCAAAGGAAAAAGGAGGAUUUUUCAGCGGCAUUCUCCGAAAAUCUCCCAAGAUUCCCGGAGAGGGGGCACCUGAGCAGGAUAAAGAGUCGCUGCAGACCGAACCAGCAGGCAGCAGCGACACUCUGUCUGAGAACAGCAGCAACACUAAAGAGAAAGGAGGCGUUUUCAGUGGGAUGUUCAAGAAAUCUCCCAAACUGUCUGAAGGGCCGCGACUGGAGCAGGCUGCAGAGGCGCUGCACGGUGAGUUCGCUGCCAGCACUGACAACCUGCUGGAGAACAAGGAGAAAGGCGGUUUGUUCAGUGGACUCCUCAGGAAGACUCCCAAAACAGCCGGAGAGGAGAAUCUGUCGGCUCAGAAAGAUCUCUCAGGCAGCAGCGACAGUCUGUCUGAGGCCGCCAACGCAAAGGAGAAGGGAGGUGCGUUCAGUGGCAUGUUCAAGAAGUUGUCCAGACCUGCAGACAGUCCUCCAACAGAGGAAGAGAAACUGAUACAAGAUGAUGAGCUGUCGGUCAACAGUGAAGGUCUGUCUGAGGCCAACAGCAAGGAAAAAGGAGGAAUAUUUGGUGGAAUAUUCAAAAAGUCGCCCAAACCUGCAGAAGCUGCUCAGCCUGAGGAGGAUGAGGGUCCUGAUAAGAAGCUCUCAGCCAGCAAUGAAAAUUUAUCUGAGAGCAAACAGGAGAAAGGUGCAGGGCUGUUCAGCGGACUCCUCAAAAAGACUCCCAAAGCAUCUGGGGGAAAGACAGACUCACCGGACGGAGAGGCUGAGAACGAGCUGUCGGCCAGCACCGACGACCUGUCUGAGAAUAACACGACCAAGGAGAAAAAUAUUUUCAGCAACAUGUUUAAGAAGCCGCAGAAACCAGCAGAAGGCGCCGCAGCGGACAAGGAGCAUGAGGUGAACAGUGAAAGUCAGUUAUCUGGGAGCUGUGAGAAUCUGACCGACACGACCGUCCUGAAGGAGAAAAAAGGAGGCCUGGCUGGUAUAUUCAAAAGAUCAGCCAGCAUCGACAACCUGUUUGACGAGGAGAAAGGUGGGCUGUUCAGCGGACUCCUCAAGAAAACACCUAAAGCGUCUGGAGAUGAGGCAGAGGACAAAGAGGAGCAAAGGGAGCUGACAGCAAGCAACGACAGUCUGUCUGAAAACACCGGCACCAAGGAGAAAAGUAUUUUCAGUGGGAUGUUUAAGAAGACUCAAAAACCAGCAGAGGGGACCACAGAUGAGGAGUCAAACACAAGCGAGGAUAAGAAAUUAUAUAGCAGCUCGGAAAAUCUGUUAGAAGGAAACACAUCAAAGGAGAAGACAGGAGGACUUGCAGGGAUCUUCAGAAAGUCUCCCAAACCGGCUCCACGCUCUGUCGUUACUAAGGAUCCACUCAGUGGCACAAAGGAACUGUCGACCAGCUGUGACAGUCUCGCAGACGCUGCCGAGGAGGAUCUGUCAGCAUAUGCUGAAUUGUCUGCCAGUAACGAUAAUCUUUCUGAAGCUACAAGCACCACGAAGGAGAAAAAAGGAGGGUUCGCUGGGAUGUUCAGGAGGACGCCCAAAACUGUGGAACAACAGGAGAGCGAGGACAUGGAGGCACCAGAGGGAGGAGGAGGGCUGAGACGCAGGAGGACGAUCAAGAAGAAAAGACGAGUUGUGUCAUUCCGAGUCAAGAAAACUCUUCCCAAGAUACCCAAGAUUGAUUUAUCUUCACAGACUUCAGAGAAGAUGCCUAUCAUUGAGGAGACAGUAGAGCUGCAGGAACUGAACCCAGCUCAGGAGAGCACAGUGGAGGUCCAGCCUGUGGAGAUGGCAGCUUACCCGACUGAAGACGACCCUCUUGAAUCUGAGCCGGAGAGUGAUGAGUUGAUGGAGUGGUGGAACACAGUGAAAGGUUGGGCAGAGUGGAAUGAGAUAUCCAAUUUCCAGGCGGAAGAUGAGGAAACGGCGAUGGAGCAGGCAGCUGAUCGUAUCUACAUGGCAGCUCGUCUCUUCGUGCGUCUUUUCAACCAGCGGGGGGCGUCCUUACAGCAUCGCAUCCUGGAGCUUCUGGCUCUUGCUGACGCAGCGGAUCAGUUCCACAAGAAAACGGUAAAGGCUGCUGUGGGUGGAGGGGUGGCCAGUGUCGCGGGCAGCGUGGCUACAAUCACGGGGCUCAUUCUGGCACCUUUCACUUUCGGUGCCUCUAUUAUUGUGACGGCGGUGGGGAUCGGUGUGGCGACAGCAGGCAGCAUCACCUCAGCGACGGCCAACAUCACGGACACAGUUCACUCUAACAUGGACAGGAAGAAGCUGGAGAAGAUGAUCCAGGGCUACCAGGAGGAGAUCAAAGUCAUCAGAGAGUGUUUGGAGUUCGUGCAGGAAGGUAUGGACACCCUGCAGGAGUGGGACUUUGAGAAAUACACUCAGAGCGCUGCCAAAAAGGCUCUGAACCACAACAUUAAACAUGUGAUGAAGGAGGGCGGCCGCGCUGGGAAAGCCCUGAUGAUCAACACUGACAAACUCAUCAGCACCGUGCAGGUUCUGGGCGCUGCAGGCGGCGCCGCCAAAGCCGCGCAGGCCAUCAGCGUCACCACAGGGGUCAUGUCGGCCCUCUUCCUGGCUCUGGAUGUUUUCUUCCUCGCCAAAGACUCCCACGAGCUCCGCAAAGGCGCCAAAACCAAAUUCGCCACCAAGAUCAGGGAGGUUUGUAAAGAUCUUCAGGACGGCCUGUUGGAGCUGAACAAGGUGAAGACGCAGCUGCAGAAAACCAUGGAUGGCAUCGAGGUGGAGGAGUACGAGGAGAUCGAGGAGGUGGAGGUGGAGGUUGAAGACGAGUUGGAGUCGGAUCCGAAGAAGCUGGCUGAGCUGGAGCAGGAGCUGGACCUCCUGGAGGAGAAACUGGACAAGAAGGUUGAGGAAGAGCAGAAGAAGAGUAAAGAGAUAGAGAAGGAAAGUAAGGAGAAAAUGGAGGAGAAGAGCAUGAAGGAAAAAGUAGAUCCAGAGAAAAAGAAGGACAAGGAGGAGGAGGAAACGAAAGAGCACGAAGCAAAGAAGGAAAAGGGCAAAGGAGAAAGCAAAUUAGAGAAACUAUCUGAUGAAGAAAAAGAGCAGAAAAAUGGGGAAACUGGCAAAGCAGCUAAAAAGGAAGUUUUAAAAGAACAAUCUCAGAAAGGAAGCAAAAAAGACAAAGAAACUGAGAACAGAAUAACAGCUGGAAAAGAAAAACAUGAGAUCAAGCGGGACGAGGCAAAAGAUGAUACUGGCGCAAAUAAAAAGACUGAAGAAAAACUGAAAAAGGUGGAUGUAAAAGAACAGGAGGACGUUCAAAGCAAAUCAGCUGAUUCAAAACAAGAGGACUGGAGGGGAAAGCUGAGUUCAGAAAGGGUGAAAACUGAGAGAGAAAGUCAAAGAAGCAAGAGCAGCAGAGAGGAGGAAAUGCAGAGAAAACAUGAGUGGAAAUCAGUGAAUAAAGAGAAAGAGAAGGAAAGUGGGAGCAUGAGGAGGCACAGCAGCAGAAGUGACCAAGACAGAGAACGAGGGAGUAAACGUGAAAGCAGAGAAACAGAUAGGGAGAGAGGAAGCAGCAGCAGAGACGUGGACAAACUCAGUAGAAAAGAGAGUGACAGGACAGACAGCAGAAGGAGGACGGAGGAGGAGAGAGGAGGAAAAGACUGGAGAGCUGAUGCGUCAAAAAGACGAGAAGAGAGGAGAGAAAGUAAAGAAGGAGAGGAAUCUAAGAGAGAGAUGGAGAGAGGGCCAAAACAAGAAGACCACGUGAGGAAACGGUCGCAUCGAAGUCAUGAAACGGCGACGAGCAGGGAGAGAGGGGGGGGGGGCGGCAGGGAGGAGUCGGGCUCACAGAGGAGUCACUACAGGAAGGCGCACGAUGAGAAACGAGGGAGCAGGGUUGAGAGCGCGAGGAGGCAGUUUGAGAGAGCAGGAGGUGAGGAGGUGGACGAGGAGGAGGAGAGGAGGAAGAGGAGAGAGGAUGCGGAGAGCCGGAGGAAGGCGGGAGAAAGGAGAGGAAGUGACAGAGACAGAGAGCACGGACAAAGCCGGCGAGGGUCUCGACCUCGAUCCGGCGCUCUGCUGGAAGACGGGCUGUAUAUCUAAGUUUAAUGUUAUUCGCCGUUUUCUUUAUUGUGAACAAAUUACAUGAAAAGACCAAGAUUUGUUGACAGUAAAUUAAGUUACUGGACUGAUCCUGCACAGCUGCGAUACCACGUUAUCAAAUCAACUCCCAGGUUUUGAGAUUUCUGCCUCCCAAAAAAGUACAAAAUGGGUGAAUUUGAAAAGUUAACAGCAAGAACAUUUCUAUCACUUUAUUUCUUUCAACCACACAAAAGGCCCCGAAUAAAUAUUGUUGAUAGUGUGUCCCAUGCAUCAAUGGGCCGACUGUGUAACAUGGAGUAAUGGGGACAUUGUGUCAGGAAAGAGAUUCUGCUGUUUGAAGUUUUACAUGUAUUUUCUUCAGAGCUGAGGGCAGCAUAAUAUAUUAUACAGCGUAAUUGUAUUUGCCUCCAUUAUAUUGUAUUGUGGAAGAAGCUGAAACAUUGAAAUCCUGGGCAAAUAAAACCAGAAUGACCUGCAUGGCCCUUUAAGGCCUCAAUAUCUAGAAUUUCAUUAAUUAUAGUAUCUUUAAAUAUUCUUAGACAUUUUCACUAAAGUCAGACAUUUUCAAAUCUUUCAGAGAUUCUCUAGUUGCCUUAUGUAAAAUAAUUUUUUCUGCUUUUGUUUUUUUCACCCAAUCUGUGAAGCAGAUUUCUUACAAAAUCUGACUUGAAAUGAUCUGAAAUCCAGUGCAGAGACGGCUAGUGUCGUGUUAAUGCCUCAUGACAAUGAUUUACUAAUGUUGUGCCAGAGGUAACAUCUUUAAAAUAUAUAUUUAAAACAUAUAUUUAACAUAUAUAUUUCUGAUUCAUGGUGGAACAUGUUACUUUAUAUUACGGGUGUUACUUGUAGGGUAAAACUAGGCCUGUUUUCUGAGUAGGACUCUUUAAGUCCAUGUUGUGCCUUUCCAAUAGACAUACUGUGUGUGUGUUGUGUCAUCUCAUGGAGCAGUGCUUUUAUUUCAUAAAUAUUCAGUAUGAGCUCGAGCACGCUCAGGGACCAAAAACACACUGGUAAAUACAGCAGGGUGAAGAAUAAUAUAGUAUAUAUAGAUUAUAUAUAAUCUAUAUAAUAUAAUAGGAUAAUAACUCCUGUACUUAAAUCAUCUGAUUGUUGGUUUUUCUGAUAAUCACCUGUUACUGUUACGCAUUUUCACUCAGCGCACUUUAACCAGGCGUCGCCUCCCUCAUGUCUGUCUCAGGUUUAAAGUCAGUCGUUACGACUUCUAAACGUUUCUAGAAUACGGUGCAAUGGUUUACUUUAGUGUUUUGUGUGUUUUCACCAUUGUUUUUUAUAUUUUAAGUGUAUCUAUUUUUAUAUGGGUAAACAUUCUUUUCUAUGGUGCGGGUUUCUUUCUAUUGAACAAAUAAAUUAUUAGAGUUUUUGAAACAGGAUGCCGUUAUGUCUUUGAAUUUUAAACUUUACUAAAAAUGAUUCAUUCAAUCCUUUCUUUUCACUACUGUUCACUUGAUGCUACAGCAGUGAUUUUAAAUGCAUGAGGACCUUUGCAACAGGGACAGGGAGCGAAAUAAGUCACUAACGUCACCUCCGCAGUAAAAGUAGUAAAAUACCUGAUCACCACUGGGGGGUAGCAGAGAGCUGAACCAGCUGUGUAUAACUACUUAGUUAGUUUAUAAAAUAAAUUAGGUUGUUAAAGUCCACUUCCCCCUUUUUGUUACUUUUUCUUUUGAACUCUUUUGCCAAAGACAUUUCACUUCUAAACUUCUCACAUAUUUAGAUAAUUGUCUGAGGCCCAAAAAAGUCAACUUAUCUAAUUUAUCACAAAAAAGCAAAGAUAAGAGAGAAAUCAAAAACAUUUAUAUGAAUUUGUGAAACUACACUUUUUUUUUUUUUUUUACUUCUUUCCUUUCCCAUGAAUCAUCUCACGACCCUCCAGAUUUAUCUUGUGGCCCUUUGGAGGGGCCCGACCCCUAGGUUGGGAAAUAAUGAAACUACAUAACUGUAUGUACAAUAGAUCAAACAAGCUCCACCUGGAGCAGCUACAACAAGAAACGCUGUUUCAAUUUACCUCCUGUUUUUGUCAUGUCCACUAUCUAGUAGAUAUUAAGAUAUUUAAUUAUACUAGUGAAAAUUAUGAGCUAUAAUGUUGUGAUUUCUGAAGUCAUGAAGAGUCAUCCAUGGCAAUUCAUUCAAUCAUUUCUAUUGAAUCAUUUCAGGAAAAUGUAAUAAUAAUUUAAUAGUAAGAAGAAUAUACAAAGAAUUUCCAUAAUAUUUAAUGGAAAUUCAUCAUAUAUUGUUUUAUCUUGUUUAUGUUUCUGAAUGUUUUAUUUGCCUUGUAAAGUGUCAUUGGCUGUUUUGAAAGGUGCUUAUAAAUAAAAUGUAUAUUAUUAUUA